CCUUGCCUCUUCUUCUCUAUCUCGGGGUCUCUCAACUUUACUCUCUCUUUCUCUUUCGCUUUCUUUCAUUAUGCCAACCCUCUGCAUUUCUCUCUCUCUCUCGCAGGGUUCGGCUGAUUCCUACACGAGUAGACCCUCGGACUCCGACCUGUCCCUGGAGGAGGAUAAGGAGGCGUCUCGGCGGGAAGCCGAGCGCCAGGCCGUGCUGCAGCUCGAGAGAGCCAAGUCCAAACCUGUGGCUUUUGCAGUGAAAACUAACGUGAGCUACUGUGGGGCUCUCGAUGAGGACUGUCCUGUGCAGGGCGCUGCCAUCAACUUUGAAGCCAAAGACUUUCUCCACAUCAAAGAGAAGUACAACAAUGACUGGUGGGUCGGACGGCUAGUAAAGGAGGGGGCUGACAUCAGCUUCAUCCCGAGUCCAGCCAAACUGGAGGCCAUGCGUGUCAAACAAGAGCUGAAAGCUGCACAGAGGAAAGCAGGAGGGAAUGCACAGUCAGGAGGCUGGAGGUCAACUCCUCCUUCAUCUGCUAAACAGAAGCAAAAGCAGACAGAGCAUGUUCCACCAUAUGAUGUCGUACCCUCCAUGAGGCCGGUUGUGCUGGUUGGACCCUCACUGAAAGGCUAUGAGGUGACAGAUAUGAUGCAGAAAGCACUGUUUGACUUCCUAAAGCACAGGUUUGAUGGAAGAAUCUCUAUCACACGAGUGACUGCAGAUCUGUCUCUGGCCAAAAGGUCUGUGCUCAAUAAGAAAGCCCUUGUGGAGAGAUCCAACACACGCUCCAGCUUAGCUGAGGUCCAGAGUGAAAUAGAGAGGAUAUUUGAGCUGGCAAAGUCCUUGCAGUUGGUGGUACUAGACGCAGACACCAUUAACCACCCAGCACAACUGACAAAGACGUCCCUCGCUCCCAUCAUCGUGUAUGUCAAAGUGUCGUCGCCAAAGGUUCUCCAAAGACUCAUCAAAUCCAGGGGAAAGUCUCAAAGCAAGCACCUAAAUGUACAGAUGAUGGCAGGAGAUAAACUCGCCCAGUGUCCACCAGAAAUGUUUGAUGUCAUUCUGGAUGAGAAUCAGCUGGAGGAUGCAUGUGAACACUUGGCCGAGUACCUGGACAUCUACUGGCGUGCAACUCACCUGCCAGGCUCCGCCCCCGCAAACCCCAUAUUGGAGCAAAAGGUGGUAACCCCACCCUCAGGCAACUCCAGCCAACAGUUCUCUGAGACACAGGAAUUGAUUGAAUGA
Messenger RNA from Ictalurus furcatus (blue catfish), 1237 nucleotides. RefSeq names its product calcium channel, voltage-dependent, beta 3b (gene cacnb3b). Bases 71 to 1237 code for a protein of 388 amino acids. Gene Ontology annotation, molecular function: protein binding; high voltage-gated calcium channel activity. Gene Ontology annotation, biological process: regulation of voltage-gated calcium channel activity; calcium ion transmembrane transport; neuromuscular junction development. Gene Ontology annotation, cellular component: voltage-gated calcium channel complex. The transcript is spliced from 12 exons. NCBI's taxonomy places the organism in Eukaryota, Metazoa, Chordata, Actinopteri, Siluriformes, Ictaluridae. The record is from RefSeq and is a predicted model, not a curated record.